Penicillium bovifimosum is the source of this 687-nucleotide messenger RNA. RefSeq lists its product as uncharacterized. NCBI's taxonomy places the organism in Eukaryota, Fungi, Ascomycota, Eurotiomycetes, Eurotiales, Aspergillaceae. Bases 1 to 687 code for a protein of 228 amino acids. The transcript has a single exon. The record is from RefSeq and is a predicted model, not a curated record.
AUGGCACCGACCGCCCAGCCGAGAGUGGGCUUCCAUGUGGAAGGACUCGACCCCCGCUUGAUACGCUUCACGACUGCCUACCGACUGCUCAUGGCACGGAAACUAGCCUCGAUCGACUUUGGCAACCUUGCAGCAAAGGCGGUCGAACACUACAAGAAUGCGACCGGUAAAAAGAUUACGAUAUCACAACUUUGGAGCGCCCUCCGGCGCGAUUUCGACAUUGCUAAGGCCGGCGACCAAUGCUGGAGAUUCUUAUAUGGCCGCGUCCUCACUGGUUCCCAGCUCCAUUGGACGGACCCAGGCCGACAUCAUUGCCCGAUGCACGGAGUGGAUUUAACCGCAGUGCACAUCUGGCCUACACUGCGAAGUUUCCAGCGCGAUUUGGAGGCGGUGGAAUUAUGGGGGAAGAUCAGGACAGAUACGACGAUGCGCCAACAUCGCUCCCUCUCUGAAAUGGUUGCUCUCGCCGCAAUCAGCCCCGCGCCAUCGAAACAAGAGAAGGAGAGGUGGAAGGCGAUAUACCAAACAGCGAUUUGGUGUAUCUGGAAGGCCUACCUGAGUUUUUCUUGGGCGAUGGCGAAGUUCGAACUGCACUUGGGGCCCAGCAACGGCCUCCUCUUAGGAAAAGCAGAUGAAAGUAUAGGAAGUAAUGUAGACGAAGAUUGUCAUAAGAAUCAUUUUGACUAG